AAGAUGGAGAAUUGGAUGGGUCUACUUAGAAUUCAUGUGUGUAGAGGAAUCAAUCUUGCUAUAAGAGAUGUUCGUGGGAGUGAUCCUUAUGUUAUUUUGAAGAUGGGUAAAAAGACGUUGAAGACUCGAGUUGUGAAACAAAAUACUAACCCGCAGUGGAACGAAGAUCUAACUCUAUCAAUCGAAGAUCCAAAUCUCCCAAUCACCAUGUUUGUAUAUGAUAAGGACUGGUUUUCACUAGAUGACAAGAUGGGUGAUGUGGAGAUCGACGCUCGUCCGUUCAUGGAAGUUGCUAAGAUGAAACUAAACAACCUUUCGAAUGGAACCAUCAUAAGAACGAUUGAACCAAGUAAGAGCAAUUGUUUGUCGGAAGAAAGUUACAUCGUUUGGGAAAAUGGAGAAGUUACUCAAAAAAUGUUUGUAAGGCUAAGAAAUGUGGAGUGUGGGGAAGUUGAGUUGCAAUUGAAAUGGAUUGAUAUUCCUCGUUCUACACAAUUAUAG
Cucurbita maxima (winter squash) is the source of this 501-nucleotide messenger RNA. RefSeq names its product protein C2-DOMAIN ABA-RELATED 3-like. Bases 4 to 501 code for a protein of 165 amino acids. The record is from RefSeq and is a predicted model, not a curated record. The transcript has 3 exons. NCBI's taxonomy places the organism in Eukaryota, Viridiplantae, Streptophyta, Magnoliopsida, Cucurbitales, Cucurbitaceae.